CUCGAGGAAAUUUCAAAAACCUUCUUUUUUUAAUAAAAAAAACCUAGUUAAACAGAAGCAUUGGGUUUAGCGGGAGUUUAAUUGAACUCGGUUGUUAGUGGCUAAAGAAGAAAAUGGAUUCAAAAUCUGUAAAGGAGUUCAUAAGAAAUGAAGUACCCGAUUGGGACGACGAAUUGAUCGCAACAUCCCGAUUUAAAGCGUUUAGUGGUCAAAAAUCCGAUUGGGAACCCAAAUUUCAGUUCUGGAAAAAUUUGAUCAUAAAAAUAUCCGGCCACUUUGGUAUCUUCAUCAUUUCACCUUCCCAGGUGAAAAAUGAGUGGUUUAAUAGAGGGGGCUUAACUCCUUUGUGUAUUGAUCAAGUAUUGUUUUUGAUGUAUAACGAAGGUGAAGUAACCCGAAUUUCGGACAUGAAGGAGCCUUAUAGCAGGAGAAUAACUCAGUUAUUUCAUAAAGUGAAAAGAUUGAUGAACAGAGCAAUAACUCCGGAUAGUAUUCUUCUUGAAGAUAGUGUCGUUCUUACAACAUUAUUGAAGGAAAGAAAAGAUGAAUUAGUUAAGUGUUUGUCCGAAAGUCACUGGAAUUUGAAUUGCGUUGUUACGAGGAAGAAGUUUGAGAGUAUGUGUGGAGGACAAAAGGAAGCCUAUGCAGUAUUGAGUUAUUUAUCUGAGUUUGGGAAAGGUCGAUAUUUCUCAACCAACAAGAAGGAACUAAUUGAGGGCAUAAAAGUUUCCCUUUCGUCGGAAGUGGUGUCAGCUAUCUCGAGCUUAGAUUUCGACACACUCCACCUGAUUUGGACUCAAGAAAAACUUCAGCAACAACUUGAUGUGAUUGACCGGCGCUGGGAAAUGUCUAGACAGUCAGCAUUAGCUUCAUUGAAGUCUGGGAACAAGAAAUUGGCCCUGAGGCACGCGAGGGAGAUGAAGUUGGGCACUGAGAGUAGAGAAAAAUGUAACUCACUUCUUAACAGGGUGGAAGAAGUGUUAAGUGUUAUUGCGAAUGCGGAAUCAACAAAGAAGGUAGCUGAAGCAAUCCAGAUCGGAGCACGAGCAAUAAAGGAGAAUAAGAUAAGUGUAGAAGAAGUUCAGCUUUGUUUAGAUGAACUUGAUGAGAUCAUUGAUUCACAAAAGCAAGUUGAAAAGGCUAUAGAAUCUGCUCCGUACCUGGACACGGAAGACGAAGAUAUUGAAGAGGAAUUCAUGAAAUUGGAGCUAGAAUUUGGAAAUGAAAACCUUGAAGAUCUGAAUCCUGAAACUGGGGUUAGUGAUACGGCUGGAAUCGAUCAAUCUUUGGCUGAUGCUUUGUCGAAUCUAAAGUUAGUUGACGCUCCAGCCAAGGAAUCAGCAAUACAGAAUUCUCGGAUGCCAGCUAAGAGUAAGGAGUUGAACAACCCUAUGCUUGAAGCUGCGUAAAUAUGAAUGUUGUACCGGUGCCGAUAUUCAAAUUUUAAUAUCUACAAUGAAAAAACGAUGUUAGAUUUGACACUAUUCGCUGACACUUUCCGUCGUCUUCGGUGUCCAAAGUCUCAAAGUUUCUGCUUUAGUUGGAUGCUAAAGGCUGAAGAACAUGUUUAAAGCAAUGCUGAGAAAACAACACCGGUAAGCAUAAA
Hibiscus syriacus is the source of this 1606-nucleotide messenger RNA. Its product is annotated as charged multivesicular body protein 7-like. Lineage: Eukaryota; Viridiplantae; Streptophyta; Magnoliopsida; Malvales; Malvaceae. Gene Ontology annotation, cellular component: multivesicular body; cytoplasmic side of plasma membrane; ESCRT III complex. The coding region runs from base 114 to 1409 and encodes 431 amino acids. The transcript is spliced from 8 exons. Gene Ontology annotation, biological process: late endosome to vacuole transport via multivesicular body sorting pathway; vesicle budding from membrane. The record is from RefSeq and is a predicted model, not a curated record.